AUUCUUUUUCAUACCUGGCAAUACUUUCAAUUGGUGAUUUUUGACAUAGAGCGUUCAAUCUGCGAAAAAGUAAUUUUUUUUUGCAAUGGAAGGCGCUGUUAAACUUAACAAUUCGAACGCCUCGCCGUUGCCACAGCGCCAGCAAAGGGGCAAUCCGAACAACAUGAGUCUGGGCAAGCACACAGCCCCCAAGCAAAAUGCCGCCAGCGACGGUAAUCCUGCUGAGAAAAAGGCAAGAUUUGGAGCAAACAACCAGAACGGUGGCGGAGUAGCUGGUGGUGGUGGUGGUCGCGGUGGAUUCGCCGGAAAUCGUAAUCGAGGCGGUAACCAAAAUCAAAACCGGCAGGGUUUCCAAGGUGCCAAUAAUGCACAUCAUCAGCAGACGAACGAAUCACCGAAGCCGGCUGCGGGCAAUGAGCCCGCAAAGAACAAUGAAACCGCAACUGCCAACCCAAGUCCGUCCAGUCAGAAUGCCAGCCAGGGUCAGGGCAACCAAGCAGGCCAGGGUAACCAAGGAGGACAGGGUUUCCGAGGACGUGGCAAUGUCCAGAACCAGCUGAAUCAGAAUGCUAGUCAGGGAAAUCAAGGCGAUCAAGAAGAACAGGGCUUCAGAGGACGAGGAGGUGGCCAAAACCAGCCGAAUCAGAAUGCCAACCAAGGGCAGAGCCUUGGAAAUCAGGGCAACCAAGGAGGCAAUCAAGGAGGACAGGGCUUCCGAGGAGCUGGAGGUGGAAACCAGCAGCGCGGAAACCAACAGCGUGGAAACCGCGGCAUGCGCUCUGGAGGACCAGGAGGCAUGAACAACUCGUUGAUGGGCGGCGGUGGCCAGCGCGGCGGCGAUGACUUCUUCAUUGCCCAACGACUGCGCAGCCUUGGUGGACCCACUCAUGAGUUGCCACCCAUUGAAUUACCCACCGAGACCAAGUUCUCCGGACGCAACCGCUUGUAUGUUGGCAACCUGACCAGCGACAUAACCGAUGACGAACUGCGCGAGAUGUUCAAACCGUACGGCGAGGUCGGCGAGAUCUUCUCGAACCCGGAGAAGAACUUUACAUUCCUGAAGGUAGACUACCACCCAAAUGCCGAGAAGGCCAAGCGCGCUUUAGAUGGCUCUAUGCGCAAGGGACGCCAGCUGCGCGUCCGCUUUGCGCCCAACGCCACCAUCUUGCGUGUGAGCAAUCUCAACCAGUUCGUCUCCAACGAGCUGCUGUACCAGUCCUUCGAGGUCUUUGGACCCAUCGAGCGCGCCAUGAUCAGCGUGGACGAUCGUGGUAAGCAUACCGGAGAAGGAAUUGUUGAGUUUAGCAAAAAGUCCUCGGCCAGCGCCUGUUUGCGCCUGUGCAACGAAAAGUGCUUCUUCCUGACUGCUUCGUUGCGUCCGUGUCUGGUGGAACCGAUGGAGGUGAACGACGACAACGACGGCUUGCCGGAGAAGGCUUUAAACAAGAAGAUGCCCGAAUUCUCCCAGGAGCGAAGUAUCGGACCGCGUUUCGCUGAUAUGAAUUCGUUUGAGCACGAAUAUGGAUCUCGCUGGAAGCAAUUGCAUGAUCUCUUCAAGAGCAAACAGGACGCACUUAAGCGUGAGCUGAAAAUGGAGGAGGACAAGCUGGAGGCCCAGAUGGAGUACGCCCGCUACGAACAGGAGACCGAACUGCUGCGCCAGGAGCUGAGGAAGCGCGAGGUUGACAACGAGCGCAAGAAACUGGAGUGGGAGAUGCGUGAGAAACAUGCCGAAGAGAUGCGAAACCGCGAGGAGGAACACUUGCGUCGUCACCAGAGCCAAAUGCUUCGCCAAGAGGAGGACAUGCGAGCCCGUCAGCAGGAGAGUGAAUUGCUAAUGCAGGCCCAUAAGCUUAACAUGAUUCUCGAUCAGCAAGAGGGAUUCGGCGGAGGUAGCAACUCUGGAUUCGACAACUUUGUCGAUGCCCCUUUCGAGGUUUUUGCGAACAACAGUAACAAUACCGCAAUGGUGGGAAUCAAUUCUGGACCUGGAGGUCCAGAUAAACUGGACGGUUUCGAGUUUGGAGCUGGCGGUAACCAACGCGGAAACAGUGGCGGUGGAAACAAUGCUCCAUGGGGACGCCGACGCUUUUAGACAUGGAAACCAAUAUAGAUAGCAAACGUAAUCUCAUUGAUUACGCUAUUGGACAUUUCGCUCGGAUAUGAGUGAACAAUAGAAAAUAAGAAAGGGAUCGUGUAAGCACAGAUGCAUUCUCAUUAUAAUAUAAUAUCAAUUGAAUUUAUAUAAUUUAAAAAAUAUAAUUAUAUCGGGUCUCACCAAAAAUCCACCACGAAGUAAUAACAAGAAAAUGACAAAAGAAAAAAAAACCUUAAGAAACAUAAAAUCCAAACCCAAAUGGCAUGCUUACAAGAUGUGCAGUAUUUCGAAGAAAAUCACCUGAAAUCUAACAUUCAUCCUUUUAUCAUUACGUGCAUCUAUUUAUUCAUUACGAUAAUUUUAAAUAUAUGUAGUGACUAUCCAGAAA
Drosophila santomea is the source of this 2486-nucleotide messenger RNA. Its product is annotated as protein no-on-transient A. Gene Ontology annotation, molecular function: RNA binding. Lineage: Eukaryota; Metazoa; Arthropoda; Insecta; Diptera; Drosophilidae. Gene Ontology annotation, cellular component: nucleus. The coding region runs from base 86 to 2095 and encodes 669 amino acids. Gene Ontology annotation, biological process: regulation of DNA-templated transcription. The record is from RefSeq and is a predicted model, not a curated record. The transcript has a single exon.